Aspergillus japonicus CBS 114.51 is the source of this 1240-nucleotide messenger RNA. RefSeq lists its product as uncharacterized. The transcript is spliced from 2 exons. The record is from RefSeq and is a predicted model, not a curated record. Gene Ontology annotation, biological process: protein depalmitoylation. The coding region runs from base 351 to 1193 and encodes 280 amino acids. Gene Ontology annotation, cellular component: cytoplasm. NCBI's taxonomy places the organism in Eukaryota, Fungi, Ascomycota, Eurotiomycetes, Eurotiales, Aspergillaceae. Gene Ontology annotation, molecular function: palmitoyl-(protein) hydrolase activity; carboxylic ester hydrolase activity.
UCAGAUAUACGUUUACCCCGCCCGGGCUGUUAUGACUGUAACCUUCUGACACACCACAGUACAUUAACAUUCACUUUUAUCUUAAAACCCCAUGUCUGAGGUCAGAAAGAGCAGAGAGGAGUCUUUUUAGGGUCAAGGCUCAUCUUAAUGGCAUCAUUGAAUGGCUCACCGGCGCCUACUUCGUCGUGCCUACAAGAUAUGUUGUGACGGUCGGCCCCACACUAAUGAGAAUCAUAAGCACUCAGAACGGCAGCGGCUCAGCCGACCAGCAACAUAGCCUCCACUGUGGCUCAGCUCAAUGACUACUACCAAGCUUCUAAGCCCAAACACCCCACACAUCCAUUGGAACCAUGGCAUUCCCCGCUUCGCACAUCCACCCCGCACAAACCAGCCACACGCACACCGCGAUCCUCCUCCACGGCCGAGGCAGCAACGGCCCCGAAUUCGCCGACGAGCUUUUCUCAUCUCUGACGUCCCAGCACAGAUCCCUCCCCGAUGCCCUGCCCACCUGGCGCUGGGUAUUCCCCACCUCGCGCGACCGCCUCUCCACGCGCUUCCAGGAAGAGAUCUGUUCCUGGUUCGACGCCUAUUCCCUUUCCGACAUCCAAGAACGGCAGGACUUGCAGAUUGAGGGGCUUCGGGAGUCGGUUCGCUAUAUCCUCGAUAUCCUCGAGCAGGAGAUCAGUCUACUGGGUGGGACCGCAAGCCAUGUCUAUCUCGGGGGUAUCAGCCAGGGGAUGGCGACAGCGCUCUGGACUUUGUUCUGCGCGGCGGGGAGGAUUGGGCAGUUCCUUGGUGGGGUCUUUGGGUUCUGUGGCUGGAUACCCUUUGCGCAUGAGAUUGGGCAGUUGGUGAGGCAGUCGGCUGGGUCUGAUAGAGCCCAGGUUCAGAGGCUGGUUGCUAGAUUUUGUGCCAAGACACUUGGAUUACCGCAGUCUUUUGCGGGAGUGGAAAGUCAAGGUAGUUCUUUGCCGCUUCUAAGCACGCGGUUCUUGUUGGGGCACGGGACAGAUGAUAUCUGGGUGCCAAUGGAGCUGGGACGGCAAGCGUUGCAGGUGAUCAAGGGGCUUAGCGCGGGGGAGGUGGAGUGGAUAGAGUAUGCUGGGGCAGAAGGGGGUGGCCAUUGGAUUAAGGAGCCCGAGGGGUUUGAUGUUAUUCUGAAGUUCUUGGAAGGUGGCUCUCAGUUUGCCUGAAACAAUCCAUGCAUCUAGCUUGUCCUAUCCCUUCUGCCGUCCCUGAU